AUGAUGCGCUCCCGGGUCGACGACGUCACUCCUGGUGUCGCUGCGGGACACCCAGAGUCGCUGCUUGGCACUCGCCAGCGCUACCUCGCGUUCAACAGCAGCAGUGGCGCCUCUUGGUUUGUGCGCAAAGACGUGAUGCUGAAGAACGUGCAGGCGAAUCAGGACAGAACUCUAUGGGUGGACGUGGAGGGCGAGACGCCAGAGGAGCGUCGCGCCAUCUUGAACGCCCUUCCCUGGUGCGUGAGCAUCCCGUCAACGGUGCUGGAUGCCGUUGCGCAGCCGACGGAGAGUGACGUGGUCGAACUGCAGCCUAGUCGGGCGCAGUAUGCUCACGGUGUGCUGAGCUGUGCUAUUGACCCUCUGUACGGGACCGUUGAUGAGGCCGCCUCGGUUGACGAGGAGAAUUUCAGCAGCGAGGCCUUCGACGCCGCCCGCGGCUUUGUCUGGUGCUCGGUGCUCAUCACUGAAGCGCUGAUCGUGACGAUGCACGACAAGCGGUUCCUUGGCCUGGAGGAGGUGGUGCGGGCCCUGGAGAUGCGGGUAAACCUGGCGGACACAACCGGUCUCGGGUGCAGCACGAUCACGCCGAGCAUCGUCCUUGCGACGCUGGUGGCGUAUUCCAGCGAAAUGAUGUUGCCAGACCCGACAGCGCUGCUGAGCGAGGUGGACUGCAUCGACGAGAUGGUGCUCCUGAUUGCGCCGGGUGAGCGUGACCAGCCGGAUCUGCUGCGGCGUGUUGCCCUGCUGCGCCGCCGCAUCUCUUCCUUCCGCGGCCUGCUCUACCUGAAGGAGAAACUUCUGCGCGAGUUGGUGACACCCUCGAUGCGGGGCAGCUUCGUUGCAGGCGACAUGCUGCACGUCAUGCCCAUCUACAAGGAGGCACUGGAUAAGAACACGCAGGUGGCGGUCCGCCUCGACGACGCGCGCGACAUCUUGAACCAGGCGAACCUAAACUUUGUGACGGGUGUGUCGAUGCGCAUGUCGCAGAGCUCGGCGAACAUGGACUUCAAGAUGCAGAUUCUUAGCCAGGUCGCCGUCAUUUGCCUGCCGCUGAAUCUUCUGGCCUCCAUCUUCGGCAUGAACUGCGAGGUGCCGUGGCUGGCCGAAACCCAUCCCAACCUGAGAGCCUUCUGGGGCAUUGUCGGUCUGAUGGUGGGGUGGGUACUCCUCUGCAGCAUCCCGACGAUCCGCCAUAUCUUGCGCGGCAACGCUGCCAAGCCCAUCGUCCCGGCGGACAGUUAG
Messenger RNA from Leishmania braziliensis MHOM/BR/75/M2904, 1242 nucleotides. It is a transcript of the gene MGT2, whose product is annotated as MGT2 magnesium transporter. Gene Ontology annotation, molecular function: magnesium ion transmembrane transporter activity. Gene Ontology annotation, cellular component: membrane. NCBI's taxonomy places the organism in Eukaryota, Euglenozoa, Kinetoplastea, Trypanosomatida, Trypanosomatidae. Gene Ontology annotation, biological process: magnesium ion transmembrane transport. The record is from RefSeq and is a predicted model, not a curated record. The transcript has a single exon. The coding region runs from base 1 to 1242 and encodes 413 amino acids.